Penaeus monodon (black tiger shrimp) is the source of this 6027-nucleotide messenger RNA. RefSeq lists its product as uncharacterized. Gene Ontology annotation, biological process: amino acid activation for nonribosomal peptide biosynthetic process. The record is from RefSeq and is a predicted model, not a curated record. The coding region runs from base 262 to 3594 and encodes 1110 amino acids. Lineage: Eukaryota; Metazoa; Arthropoda; Malacostraca; Decapoda; Penaeidae. The transcript is spliced from 10 exons.
UCGAUAGUUGAAAGUAGUGAGUUCGUGAGGCCGCCGGGCUCUGGUCUUCGGGUUUUACUCUCUCCUUCUCUCUGUCUUUCCUCGCUAGAUCGAGUGCUGGCUUUUGUUCACGAUAGAAAGGAUAAGCUAUUGUUUGUUUUUUUGGCAAAUCGAGAAGGGGUUUUGAGAAAUGUUUUAGAGUCCCCAGUGGCAGUUUGAAAUCGAGUUUCUACAGGUUGGAGAAUGUGUAGACAGUGAAGUGGACGAGAUAAAAAGCACAGCAUGGGUCUCCUGGCGGGCGACGUGCGGCGGCUGCCCCCCAACUGCGCCUCCACCAUCCAGGUCUUCCAGCGGCUGGCCAGCAGCAAGGCGAGCAAGGACAAGGUGGCCCUCAUUUCCGAGAACACGAAGAUCUCCUUCGGCGAGCUGCAGUGCAUGGUGGAUUCCCUGCAGGUCUGGCUGUCCAACAGCGUCGACGGGAUCGCAAGCAAGCACAGGAAGGCGCAGCGGGAGCGGGCCGCCCAGAAGCAAGGCAAAGAGGAGCGGGAAGAAGGAAGCGGUUCCGUGAAGCGCAGCGACUCCGCCGCCGGGUCGAGCGACGCGGCCGAGGCGCAGAGGGCGCGGGGGCCGAGCGCAGACGACGGCGGCGAUAAGGAGGCGGCGAGGGACGAGCAGCACGCCAGGGGCAGGAACCCCGUGUUCGUCGCCAUCUGCCUGCACCGGUGCCCGCGCCUGGUGGCCCUCAUCCUGGCCAUCUGGAAGCUGGGCUGGGCCUACGUGCCCCUCGACCCGACGGUGCCGGCGCUCAGGACCCUGUACGUGCUGCGCGACUCGGAGCCCGCCUGCAUCGUCACCGACUCCCACACCACCAUCAAGAUCCAGCAGCUGGAGCGCGACACGGCCCUCAGCCCGCGCGGAGACGCCGCCCAGCGCCCGGCCCAAGGCGGCGGCUACGACCUCGCCGAGCGCAUCCUCGACAUCGGCGGCUGGGACAUCACCAAGACGGCUGACUCGCUGGUGGCCGAGAUCGCGCAGGAGCCCGGCGCCGCCACCGACGCGGGCGCGCCUCAGCACGGCAGCCAGCAGAUCGCCUGCGUGCUGUACACGUCGGGCAGCACGGGCACCCCGAAGGGCGUGCGCCUCACCAUGGAGAACCUCAUGAACCGCAUCUGCUGGCAGUGGAGGGACCUCCCGUACAAGCCCGACGAGGUGUGCCUCAUGUCGAAGUCGCUGACGUUCGUGGACUCGCUGACGGAGCUGUUCGGGCCGCUGCUGGCCGCCGUGCCCGUCGUGGUGCUCAGGGAGCCCUCCGUCAACCCCGAGCUGCUGAUCAAGUACGUGAGCCAGCACGCCGUCACGAGGCUGGUGCUCGUGCCGUCGCUGCUGAAGCUGCUUCUGCUGUACCUCAACACGAGCAAGGAGUCGAUCCGCGUGCUCAGACGUACCUGCACGCUGGUCAACCUGUACGGGUCGACGGAGGUCACGGGCGACGUCACGUGCUUCCCGGUCGACGAGACCAGCUGGCGGGCGGGCGUGAAGGUGCCCAUCGGCGCGCCCAUCCUCAACACGGCGCUCAUGGUGGUGCGCCACGACGGCCAGGCCUACCACUGCGCCCGGGACGACAUGGCCGGCGAGAUCGUCAUCCUCGGCAAGAACGUCUGCGCCGGCUACCUGGAGGGCAGGUUGUCCCCGGGCGACCGCGAGGCGUUCCUGCGCCUGUCGUCCAUCCGCAUCGACGACGAGGCCAAGAAGAAGAAGGUGCAGGACUUCCUGGCCGCCCUCGACUCCAGCUCGGAGCACGACCCGAGGUCCAGCCCGAGCAGGUCGUCCUCGCAAAAGGACGGCGACGUCGGCCGAGUCCUCGAGAACAACACCAAGAAGCUGGUGAGCUUCAUCCGCUCCAAGUCUACGGAGUCGAGCUCGCCGCGGCGCGAGGGCAGUGGCGGCAGCAGCCCGAAGGCCGCCAGCAGCCCCAAGGCCGCCAGCAGCCCCAAGGCCGCCAGCCCGACGGCGUCCAGAGUCAAGUUCCCCGACAGGCAGUGGUCCAAACGGCUCAGCCCGUCCACGCCGCCGCCGCCGCCGCCCAGGGACGCCCUCGUCUACCGCACCGGCGACUACGGGAAGGUCGUGGGCGGCCAGGUGGUGUUCGAGGGGCGGCGGGACGCGCAGGUCAAGGUGCGCGGCGUCAGGGUCAGUCUGGCGGAGGUGGAGGACGCCGUGCACAGGAGCGGAUACGCCGAGUCCCACUACGUCCUGGCGGCCACAGAGCAGGACUCCGAGGACGAGGACCCUGUGCUCGUGGCCUACGUCGUGCUCAAGAAGGAGUUCGAGGACCGAGACACCCCGAUCACCGAGGACUUGCUCCGGUGCCUCAGAACCUUCCUGCCGCAGGUGAUGGUGCCCCGGCUGGUGGUGGUGGAUUCGCUGCCCCACCUGCCGAGCGGGAAGGUGGACCGUCAGGGGCUGCUGCAGAUGUACCGGAGGAGGAUGUCCUACAGGAACUCCAAGGAUAAUAUCCUGAUCCUGAGGAAGGAGGAACCGAUCGAGUCCCGAGUGCGGCGCAUCAUCUGCAGCGCCCUCGGAGUCGACAAGUCCUACGAUAUCCUGAACCAGAAUUUCUUCGCUUUGGGCGGGACCUCCAUCACCUCCGUGGGUGUGGUGGUGAGGCUAAGGGAGCUGGGCCUCGACGUCACCCUCGAGGCUUUCCUCAAGGCCGCUACCAUCGGCGAGGUCGUCAAUGACAUCCUGAAGGCCAAGACGAUGGCGGAGGUGAUGAACCUCUUCUGCUCGCCCUCCCCUGCGCCCUCCGCCCCCCUGCCGCGCCCCACGCCGGCAGGGGGCGGCGACGACGAGGGUGACGAGGACGAGGACCCCGUGCCCGACUUUGGCAUCCCCGCCCUGCACCCUGACCUGCCCAUGUGCGCCUCGGCCACGCCCCAGGGACCCCGCAGGACCGCUAAGGGCAUCAAGCUGGCGCUCCUGCACACGCUCCCCGUCUCUCAGGGCGUCGACAAGCACGCGGUGGUUGAGAUGAUCGCCGAGAGUUUCACCACCAAGAACCCGCUGGACGUGACCCUCGGCGUCCCUCGCGCAGCCCACAGGCACCUCCUGACCUCCCUGUGGCCGCGCCUCGUGCAGGAUGACCUCAGCUUCGUCGUGAAGGAUCCGCAGAGAGGCAUCCUCGGCGUCGUCAUCAACACGGAUUUGUUCAAUGAGCCGCAGGUCACAGUCCCUGCGAGCAUGGAGGACAUUGUGGCCCUGCACGAGCCGUUGGAGGAGGAGGUCCGGCAUCAACUUCGUCAGGAGGCCCGAGGACGAAGCGGUCGGUGGGUCCACAACCUGUUCCUGGCCACCAGCACUUGCCUCACGCCGCAGGACAACGUGAGGCUAGCCCUACACCUGGAGAAGGAACUCCUGAGGAUGGCGCAGACGAGGCAGUACCAUGGCGUCUUCACCGUCAAUUCUAAUCCUUUGAAUCAGAUGCUGUGUGAAAAUUACCUGAACUAUCAGCGACAGGGAGCCGUGCGCGUGGCCACCUUCACCAACCAGGGACGUCGACCUUUUGAAAAACUUCCCCACGACCUCCUCUUAGUGGCUAUGACCAAGACUCUCUAAUCAAACGGACCUACAUCUUCAGUGAGCUUCGAAUGCGGAAGAGAGACAGAAUAAGAUCGAAUAACUUUAGGAGGAAAACAUAAAGGUGUUCCUCGGAUGUAGUUGGUGAAACGGGGAGCUGGUACGUGACGAACUGAGGAGUUCGUCCGGAAAGCUUUAAAGGGGAAAAAAAGAGAGGUUUAUCGGACGUAUUGACUCAGUGAGAAGGUGAACUUCAGCCUGUGCUUCCAAUGAAAGCUUUCCAGAGAAGGGGAGGAGAGAGGAUUCUUUCGGGAGGAUACUAUAUUCCCAAGAGGACUUUGAAACAUUGUUCAGGAGGAUUAUUCGUGGUCCUCAGAAAGGAAUCGCCGACGAGGGAAAGGCGAAGGCGUCCCACUCCGUAAAAUGGUUGUGAUUUGUAGGUUAUAUAUAGUGUUCCAUAGUAAGCUGUGUGAUCCGGUGUUGUGCAGCUUUUGAAGGCUAAAAGCUUUUUAUCGGCAACAAGUGGUGUUAUAUAUCCCGAACCCUCUUUAUCAAUAAUCAUCAACAUCGUUAGUAUCCGUCGCUACCCCUGGCGUGGCUCCAUCGUGAACGACAUUGGCCCAGGGGUUAUCGUUAGUCUGCCGCCGCGUCUUGUAGGAUUUGCAACAUGCUGUUCACGCGCGUCUUCAUCCAGGAGAGAAAGCGGUGGUCGGGCUCUCACUUCCGUCUCUCAGAAGUAGACGCAACACAAUUUUCUUAAAACAUAAAACACAGAAAGUUUAACACAUAGAAUACAGUACAUCAUAACCUAUGAAUCAUAUUAAUAACGCACAAUAUCCCCAUAGACCUACAUGGUACUCGAUCUAACAAAUCAUGUAGGUACACAGUUACUCUCAAUCUAUCAAGACAUUUAGCGAAAAAAUAGACAGGCCUCUUUGCUUACUUUAGCCAAAACCUUCGACUAAGUUUAUCCAUAUAAGACAAACUCUUAAAUCACAAUACUACGGGACCACAAAAUCACAACUUUUCUGACACGUAAAAUCCAGAGUAUCCUACCUGACUUUUCCUUCUUACGUUUCCUCUGAGGUCUCUCAAGCUACCAUUCUUAGUCUGUUUCUCUUGGUUAUAUAAAAAAUGACUUCCUACUAUCCACAUCUAACUGUUUUGAUAAAUUCUUUGCUGAAGAUGGUUGUCUCUUUCGGCCUGAUCUUACUGAAAGUGACUACAGACUCUUUCAGCUACACAUGACUUAGAAAACACGUAGAAUAUUCCAAACACAAGUAUGCGUUUUACAAAGUCACACACACACCGAAUACACUUGAACAUUACAGACCAAACAACAGGCACUCACACACAACGUAUCAUCCAUAUUUCGGGGGUACACCUUGUACAUAACUUCAGCCUCAACACAUGUCGACUGCUAUAUCACAAACGAAGUCUACAUAUCACAUUAACACAAACGUCCUUACAAGUUAUUCAUAUUUCCCACGCAACACUACAGACCUUCAGAAGCCAAUAACGUCAUCAUCCACCAACACUACUUAAAGAAACGUAAACACUGCCACUUAAACCAUAAUCUUUCGAGAUUCUCUCCUCAGCAACCAACCUCAUGUGCUUAUUGAGACUGAGAGAUUUACAGGAAGUGACAGGUGACACGUCAAUUAUAUUUUGUAUGAUUAUCCAUCAGCCGACAUUUUCAUAUCAUUAUCAUAGUUGUGAUACUGGAUAUUGUAAUGAAGAUAAAUAAUGUAAGAGUUGCAUUAGCAUUUCAUUUGGUUGGCAUCUCAACUGCAUCAUAGCUGUCCUGUAUUUUUGUCUUUAGGGUAAAAAAUAGCAGUGUCAUAGUUGUAAAAAAAAAAGUGUGUUGCUAUGGUAACCAAAAAGCCCUCUUCAAGAUUUUUUUUCACGAUUAUUAAAGCCCUAAAAAUAGUGGAAAUUCAGAUCUAAGGGGAGACUGAAGAAAUCGCAUUUUUUCAUUAUUCUUUGGAAAUACAGAGUGGGACAAAAAUAGUGCCAGGGAAAAGUCGACUUCAGCAGAACAGUAGACGACAUAUAUCUCUAACAACACAUGUUUUACACAAACGAUAAAAGGGAGAGACAUUAGACCACGACUUUUCUCUCGAACAAAAAACAAUAAAUAUAAUGGACACACACAUAUGUAUAGCAUUUACCACAUUUACUCACCACAGAAAACGGGUAAUUAGUGCAGUGGGUCAGAACAGAGAGUAAAAAGAACAUUUUGUCGAUAUACUAAUCAAAUAAUACAUCCUCUUACUUCUGAAUCUAUCUAUCUAUCCAUCUAUCUAUCUAUCCAUCUAUCUAUCUAUCUAUUUUUUUUUUUCUUUUUCUUUCUCCCCUUAUCUGAAUUUUCAAUCAAAGGGCAUUUAGCUGCAAAUAUUUUAAACCGUGUUAUCCCAUUUUUAUUGCAAUCAUCAUUGUCAUUAUUAAUUUAUCAUUAUCACUGUCAUUAUU